Messenger RNA from Drosophila navojoa, 831 nucleotides. Its product is annotated as heat shock protein 27. Gene Ontology annotation, biological process: response to heat; protein refolding. The record is from RefSeq and is a predicted model, not a curated record. Lineage: Eukaryota; Metazoa; Arthropoda; Insecta; Diptera; Drosophilidae. Gene Ontology annotation, cellular component: cytoplasm; nucleus.
AUUUUAUAAGCAUUCGAGACGAGUAAGCUAGUAGAAAUGACUUUGGUGCCGACCACGUAUCGCGAUCUGUCCCGGGAAUUGGAUCGACCACGUCCACUCUAUCAGCCAUAUGACUUCCAGCUGUACCCGUACCUAUGGGACGAUCCGCGCAUCUGGUGGCCCGCCAACAGCAGCAGCAGCGACUACUUGCGCCCUUUGGAUGAGCUGGUGAGCAGGCGAGUGCGCAACCAGCUAAUACAAUCGACGCCCUACGACUGGUCAUAUCCCAUGCGCUGGGACAACUACUACUCCGGCGAGCGGGUGCAUGCGGAUGAGAAGGGCUUUCGCAUUGACAUCGACGUGCGCCAGUUCCGGCCGCACGAGAUUGUGGUGAAGACCAACGACGACUACAUCAUUGUGCAAGGCAACCACAACAAGCGCAGCGAGGGCGCCAAUGGCUACGUAGAGCGACAUUUUGUGCGCAAGUAUCUGCUCCCGCGUGGCUACAAUGCCAACGAAGUCAUCUCCGACAUCUCCUCGGAUGGCAUUCUCACCAUCAAGGCGCCGCCGCCGCCACCAUCCAAAUACUAUACGCCCAGCGAACGUCUUGUCCGCGUUCAUGAAACAGGAAAACUAGCGCUGCCCUGGAAGUAGCUGCGCCCCCUCUUCAGCUGCUGACAUCUUACAUCUUUAUAGCCUCUUUCGCAUCAUUGGGAAAUAUUCAAAUUCAAGGUGAACUAUUUAUGGCCACCGCGUUGCAUCGAGAAUUUUAAUUUUAUUUUAAGUACACAAAUACAGAAAAUGCUUGAUGCAAUCUUAAAUGCGCAAUAAAUUGAAUUUUACAAGUCUUCA